AUGGUAGGUCUGCUUGCAAGUUUCACAAUUGCUUCUAAUUGGCAAUCAGAACCAAUCUUGAAUACAGCUGAAGCAACGCCGUUCGACGUCAACAUGGCGGCUCCCGAACAGCACAUCUACAUCGACGAAGAUGUCGGCAAAGACGACGCUUCGGCUAACGGUACUGAAGCCGCUCCCUACAAAUCUCUCCUCCAUGCCAUGUUGCAACAUGCUCCCACCACCGAAGGAAUCAAGUACCUGACCCGCAAAUCGGUCACCGGCCCCGUCGAAGAGGGCAACGAAGCCGCCCGCCUCGAGUGGAAGGCACCAUCCGCCUCGGCAGUUAAGAAGUCGACCAGAUUGUUUGAAGGAGCACAGAAAAAGGCGGCCAAGGCACAGGAAAUUGCGAUUCGUGAAAAGGCAGAGGCCGAGAAGCGUCAGGUCGUGCUCGAGGAGGCCAAGAAGGUGGUCAUCAAAGAGGACCCCUCUCUUCCUAAGCCAGUGCGCAUCCGACUCGAUGUCACCGAUCCAGCUAUUGUCAAGCUGCGCACUCCAGAAUCAGACGAGCCUGGAACUCGUGUUCGUGUGCUCGGUCGCGUCCAUCGUCUGCGAUCACAAAAGGAUGUCAUUUUCAUCACGCUUACCGAUGGAUACGGAUACCUUCAGUGUAUUAUGACGGGAGAUAUGGUCAAAACCUACGACAUGAUGACCUUGACUUUGGAGACUUCUAUUGCGAUCCACGGAGAGAUGCGUGCCGUUCCCCCUAAGCAGCACGCUCCCAACGACCGAGAAUUGCACGCCGACUUUUUCACAAUUAUUGGCAAGGCAGCCGGUGACAAGGAGGCCAUCACUAGCCGCGUGGCACCAGAUGCCGAUCCUCAGACCCUCUACGACAACCGACACUUGGUUCUCCGUGGCGAGACCUCAUCUUCAGUCAUGAAAGUGCGCGCAGCAACUUUGAAGGCGUUUAGAAAAACAUUUGAAGCGUCCAGAAUGCUGGAGGUUACUCCUCCUUCUAUGGUGCAGACACAGGUCGAAGGUGGUAGCACAUUGUUCUCGUUCGACUACUACGGCGAGCCAGCAUACUUGACACAAUCUUCGCAAUUGUACCUCGAGACAUGCCUGGCGUCUCUGGGAGAUGUGUUUUGUAUCUGCCCAUCUUUCCGAGCAGAAAAGUCACUUACCCGUCGUCAUUUGUCCGAGUACACUCACAUCGAAGCCGAGCUAGAUUUCAUCACUUUUGACGACCUUCUCGAACACUUGGAAGAGGUCAUCUCCCGAGUCAUCGAAGAGUUGCUCGCAGACGAGCAAACCGCUAAACUCAUUAAGGAACUCAACCCAGACUUCAAAGUGCCUUCUCGCCCAUUCAGACGCAUGCGAUACUCCGACGCAAUUGACUGGCUGCGCGAACACGACAUUCCAAACGAAGAAGGCCAACCUCAUCAAUUCGGUGACGACAUUGCCGAAGCCGCCGAGCGUAGGAUGACGGAUAUCAUCAACCAGCCUAUUUUCCUUACCCACUUCCCCGCGGAGAUUAAGGCUUUCUACAUGAAGAAGGACCCACAGGACCCUCGUGUCACUGAGAGUGUUGACGUGCUCAUGCCUGGUGUUGGUGAGAUUGUGGGAGGAAGUUGCCGUAUUGACGACUGGGAUGAACUUAUUGCCGCGUACAAGCGAGAGGAGAUGGAUCCGUCGCCAUACUACUGGUACACCGAUCAACGAAAGUACGGAACAUCGCCUCACGGAGGUUAUGGACUGGGUCUUGAGCGAUUUUUGGCCUGGAUUUGCGGCCGCUACACUGUCCGUGAAUGCUGCUUGUAUCCACGAUUCACGGGCCGAUGCACUCCAUAG
Molecule: messenger RNA, 1830 nt
Organism: Talaromyces marneffei
Lineage: Eukaryota; Fungi; Ascomycota; Eurotiomycetes; Eurotiales; Trichocomaceae
Exons: 4
Coding region: 1-1830 (609 amino acids)
Biological process (GO): asparaginyl-tRNA aminoacylation
Cellular component (GO): cytoplasm
Molecular function (GO): ATP binding; asparagine-tRNA ligase activity; nucleic acid binding
Source: RefSeq, a predicted model, not a curated record